Molecule: messenger RNA, 1685 nt
Organism: Paramecium sonneborni
Lineage: Eukaryota; Ciliophora; Oligohymenophorea; Peniculida; Parameciidae
Source: the annotation of a GenBank genome assembly
AUGAGACAUGAUAUUUUCUUAGAGAAAGACAUAUAAAUCUAAGAGAAGAUAGGUGAAGGAGCAUUUGGUUAAGUCUAUAAAGGAUAAUAUAAAAAUGAAGAAGUGGCAAUUAAGGUAAAUAAAUUAAGGUUGAAUAUUUAGUUAAUGUAAGGGGCAUAAAUAUAGGAAACAUCAAUUAUGGAAAGUCUUAAACAUUAAAAUAUUAUUGAAUUUUAUUAGGUUAUUUAUGUAGAUAUAGUUUUAGUAUUUGAAACGUGGAAAUUGUUAAUAUUUAAUAAUGGAAUAUGCAGCAGGAGGAUCAUUAAAAGAAUUAAUGAAAAAAAGUUUAGAAGAGUCUAUAAUUAGUUAAAUAAUGUAAUCAAUAUUUACAGGUGUUGAAUACCUUCAUUCUAAAUAGAUUAUUCAUCGUGAUAUUAAACCUGGUAUUUGAUACAUCAUUUAAUUAGAUAAUAUCUUAAUUAAAAAUUCAGAAGACUUAUCUAGUAUAAAAAUAGCUGAUUUUGGUUUAAGUUAUAAAUAUAAACCUGAAAUACGUUACUAUUAGACAGUUUCAGAAUAAUGUGGAACAUUUAUAUUUAUGGCACCUGAAUAAAUAUUGAAUAAAUCAUAUAAUAAAGCUGUUGAUAUGUGGUCUUGUGGUAUUGUAUUUUACAUGCUUCUUAAUUAAGGAUAACAUCCAUUCUAUCCUAGAAUUAACACUAAAAAAGAAUUUAUUAAUAGCUUUCCUAAUUUAAAAUAUGAAUAACCUUUACAUGCAUCUCCUCUAGCUAGAGAUCUCUUAUAAAGAUUAUUAUAAUUCGAUCAAGAUUCUCGAUAUACUGCUUCAUAAGCUUUAGUUCAUCCAUGGAUUACUCGAUAAUUUCAUGAUCCAAUUCCUAUGAGUCUAAAAUAAUUCGGAAUAUGUUAAGAAUUAAAAAAUCAAGUAUUUUUUAUAAUAAUUAUAGAUUUUUUAAUAAUUAUAAUCUAUUUUGUUUAUAAUUUAAUUGUAGAAAUUAUCAAUUAAACAAUCUCCUUUUUAAUAAAAAACAUAAAUCACUUAAUUUAAAUUUUCAAUUGCUGAAUUUGAUGAAGAUUAAUAUGAAUAACAAAAUCUGGAUACAUAUAGUCCAAGAAAUUAAUAAUUUCUUAAUAAAUUAUCAAUAACAAGACCCACAAAAAUGUUUAAAACUUAUCGAACUCUUAAUUGUCUUUCUUAAAAAGAAAAAAAUUGUCGUUUAAAUGCAAUUAGUAAUUAAACUUAUGAAUGCUCUUAAGAAUUUAAAUUCCUAAAGUUUUAGUAAUAAUUCAGCAUUGAUAAUGAAUAAAUAAUUAUUCAAUUUGAUCCAGAUUCUUCUAAGAAAAAUCAAAAAAUUAUUUAAUCAAAUAAAGCUAUUCUUCCUACAUUAACAGAAUUAACAUAGCCUUCUCUCAGUCCUGUUAAAUUAAAUAAGAUUCCUAUUAUAAAGCAGAAAUCAUUUAGAAAAACAGAAUCCUCUUUUUUUUUAGGAUUAAAUAUAAUCAAUAAUGAUUAUGCUCAAGAGUCAAAAACAUAAAGAAUUAAAACAGAUAUUCAUGAUAGAGACUCAAUUCCUUCAAUUAAUACUCGAAGAUCAAUUGUUAAAAACAAUAUCUUAAAUUUAGUGCCAUCUUUAAAUUAUAAAAUAACAAAUUAGAACAAUCUUCUUAUUCCUAAGAAAAUUAUAUGA